Molecule: messenger RNA, 342 nt
Organism: Tigriopus californicus
Lineage: Eukaryota; Metazoa; Arthropoda; Copepoda; Harpacticoida; Harpacticidae
Product: pupal cuticle protein 36-like
Source: RefSeq, a predicted model, not a curated record
GGAGGAUCCUCUUUACUCUUCACAUGUGUCUGUAAUCUCUCUCUUAAGAUGUAUAAGUUCGUGGUGGUUGUAGCUCUCGUUACUGUCGCUUUGGCAGAACCUGAGGCCAGCCCAUACGGUUAUGGAGGCUAUAGUGGAUACGGCUGCAGAGCCUUACUAUGGUUAUGGCCGAAGAUAUGGAGGGUACGGUGGUUAUGGUGGAUAUAGCGGCCACCGAGGCUAUCAUGGCCAUGGCGGCUAUGGUGGAUAUGGUUACUACGGUUGAAACUAUGGUCAACAUGCUUAUGCAUCAAGCUUUUUUCAAAAUCAGAUCCCUGGAUAUAAACAUAUACACUUUCAAAA